Messenger RNA from Ahaetulla prasina, 2792 nucleotides. RefSeq names its product translocase of outer mitochondrial membrane 40 (gene TOMM40). The record is from RefSeq and is a predicted model, not a curated record. The coding region runs from base 2 to 1216 and encodes 404 amino acids. Gene Ontology annotation, cellular component: mitochondrial outer membrane translocase complex; mitochondrial outer membrane. The transcript is spliced from 10 exons. Gene Ontology annotation, biological process: protein import into mitochondrial matrix. NCBI's taxonomy places the organism in Eukaryota, Metazoa, Chordata, Lepidosauria, Squamata, Colubridae. Gene Ontology annotation, molecular function: transmembrane protein transporter activity.
CAUGGUCCCGGAGAAGGGGCGCGGCUGGACGGAAAGCCGGCCAAUAGCGACGAGGCCAGGGUGGGCGAGGGCGGGGCCGAGAGCCUGGCGGGCCAAUGGCGGCGGCGGAGAGGCGGGCCCCGAGAAGCAAGCGGGUUCGGGUGUCUCCCGGCUCCAGCCCUCGUUGCCGCUGCCGCCGCCGCCGCCGCCGCUUUACACCAUGGGCAACGUCCUGGCUGCCAGCUCUCCGGCACCCCCUCCUACAGUAUCGGGCCCAGGUUCGGGCUUAGUAUCGGUACCGCCGGGUUUCACCAUGCCUCCUGUCACCGGAUUGGUUCCGCCCGUGCAAGAUCGCAGUGCAGAAGAAAAAUGCGACCAGCUCCCUAACCCCGGCACUUUUGAGGAAUGUCAUCGGAAAUGCAAAGAAUUGUUUCCUAUCCAAAUGGAGGGGGUGAAAUUAACGGUAAACAAAGGUCUCAGCAAUCACUUUCAGGUCAAUCAUACGGUGGCGCUCAGCACAGUCGGGGACUCCAAUUAUCACUUCGGGGCGACGUAUGUCGGGACAAAGCAACUAAGCCCCACAGAGGCCUUCCCGGUGCUGGUGGGUGACAUGGACAACAGCGGCAGCCUUAAUGCACAGAUUAUCCACCAGCUCACAAAUAAAAUUCGGUCAAAGGUGGCUUUUCAGACGCAGCAGGCCAAAUUUGUGAACUGGCAAGUGGACAGCGAAUACCGAGGUACAGACUUCACCGCUGCCGUCACGCUAGGGAACCCCGACGUUUUAGUAGGCUCAGGGAUCCUAGUGGCACAUUACCUGCAGAGCAUCACGCCGUGCCUGGCGCUGGGCGGAGAGCUGGUGUACCAUCGACGGGCAGGCGAAGAGGGGACCGUCAUGUCUUUGGCUGGAAAAUACACAGCGCCAAACUGGGUCGCAACACUGACAGUAGGACAGGCUGGAGCCCACGCCACCUAUUACCACAAAGCCAGCGACCAGUUGCAGGUAGGGGUGGAAUUCGAAGCCAGCACUCGCAUGCAAGACACCAGCGCAACCUUUGGGUACCAGCUGGAUUUACCCAAAGCCAACCUUCUUUUCAAAGGCUCCAUCGACAGCAACUGGAUCGUGGGCGCCGCUUUGGAAAAAAAGCUGAUCCCAUUGCCCCUAACACUAGCCAUGGGCGCCUUCCUCAACCACCGCAAGAACAAAUUCCAGUGCGGCUUUGGCCUGACCAUUGGUUAAACUGCCAUUCUCCUCCUCCUUCUUCCUCCUCCUCCCCCUCUUCCUCUUCUUCACCACCUUCAGUGCAGUUCGUGCCCCCCCACCCCCCCGUUUUCCUCCCGCCCGCAUCCUUGUCUAGCCAGAGGUAGCCCUUGGUGGGGCAGGAAGGGAAGGGAGGCCGUCUGGGGAGUGGAGAGCAGGAAGGAUGCCUUCCGCCUCCCACCCACAAGGAGUGGCUGGAACUGGAGGUCUGGGGGGGGGGGGACUUUGGCCCAAAAUACGGUUCACAAGAUCUAUGGGGCAAUGCUUGGCUGCCUCCUGCCACCAGGGGGCGCUCUAGCAUCGGGAAUGUGGAAAGGUGUCCUUUCCCAGAGAUGGGGGUGCCAGAGGUCUCAGGUUGAGGGGAGCUUAGCCCCCUCCCCUCCCACCCACCCUCCUAUUUCCCAUUUCCCCCCCUCCCAUUUCCCCCCCUCCAUCCAGGAAGGAGAGAGAGAGAGAGAACUUGGACGGUUUUCCAAAGAGAAAAAUCCAUCGGACCUGCGGUUUUUUUUUUUAAAAAAACUUCCGUUCCCUAACAGAACCUUCCCUUGUUUUUUGUCUAUUGAGGAUAAUUUUUUGCGGGUUGGGGGAGGGGGGUGUUUGCCAAAAGAUGAAGUGCAAUCGUGAUAUUGUCGGGCCUGUUUUGUGGGCCCCUGGUUGCACCCUCCUUCCCUGCCUCCCUGUUGGGUUUGCCAAAAGGUAUAAACAGCAAUUGUGGUUUUCUCAGGCCUAUUUUGGGGACACCCACCCUCCCUCCCUUCCUUCCUUCCCUCUUCAAAAUCCUUCCUCCCUUCUUUCCUCCCUCCCUCCCUCCUGUUGAGUUUGCCAAAAGGUAAACAGCAAUUGUGAUUUUCUCAGGCCUGUUUUGGGGGCACCCUUCCUUCCUUUCUCCUUCCUUCCUUCCUUCCUUCCUUCCUUCCUUCCUUCCUUCCUUCCUUCCUUCCUUCCUUCCUUCCUUCCUUCCUUCCCUCUUCAAAAUCCUCCCUUUUUUCCUCCCUCCCUCCUUCCUGUUGAAUUUGCCAAAAGGUAAACGGCAAUUGUGGUUUUCUCAGGCCUAUUUUGGGGGCACCAAAAUAGUGUCUAUUCCCCUUCCUUCCUUCCUUCCUUCCUUUCUCCUUCCUUCCUUCCUUCCUUCCUUAAGUUGUGCAGGAGCUGCCGUUGUCUCUCUGCAUUUGCUGGAUGUACGAAAACAGUGUUUCUCCGACCUUCCCCCCCACCCCCGAUACAAGCAUCCCUCUUCAGUUGAAGCCUCUGUCCUGUGCAUGAAAGAGCUUUAAGGGACCACCGGAGCAAGAGAGCGCGAGAGAGCUGCCUUGCCUGCUGUCACUCCCAGGCCCUACGGCGUUUGUGGGGGAAAUGUCUGCACUGCCCCUUCCCUCCCGCCACCAGAGACUGCGUGUAAAUCAUGUUUAUAAGUUAUGGGCCGGGGGUGGGGUGGGGGCAAAAAAAAAAAAAAGGAUCUUUUACAAAUGGAAAACAAAACAACCUCAAAAGAGGAGCUGCCGCCUUCCUCUGCAAAGUUCAGAAUAUCUGGUUUCAAUAAAACCCAUCUACAACG